AGCGACCGCCAGGUUCCGGCGAUGGCGGUCCGGCUGCUUUCGGUUUCGCUUCGCUCGCCUCAGAAGCGAGGAGAAGGCCGGGCCGGGGCCUAAGCGCGGAUCCUCCGUACGUAACCUGUUCAUACUCUCUGCUGGGUGAUGCUGUGGCAACUUCAGGAAGGGACUUGAAGUAGAAGUCUUCAGUCAGAAGCUCUUACUUUUUCUGGAAAGUGAGCUUCCAGAAUUACUGUCUUUUCACGGGAGUUUUACCUUGGUAAAGGCAUACUGGACGAGUAGCAAGUAUUGCCUUCCUUGCAAGGUGCUUUUAGGAUGUCUGAAGACGAUGAAAAAGUUAGGCUCCGUCGAAUUGAACCUGCCAUUCAGAAGUUCAUUAAAGUGGCAAUUCCAACAGAUUUGGAAAGAUUAAGAAAACACCAAAUAAAUAUUGAGAAGUAUCAAAGAUGCAGACUCUGGGACAGACUGCAUGAAGAGCACAUUAAUGCAGGACGAACAGUUCAGCAACUUCGAGCCAAUAUGAGAGAGAUGGAAAAACUUUGUUUGCGAGUCCGACAGGAAGACAUCCCAGUUCUGCAACGGAUGAUAAAUCCAGUGAAAGAUGAAGCUUCAUCUGCCAUAAAACACUUCCUGCAGCUCCAUUCUGAAUCUGCAGAAGAACUUAAAAGGCAACUAGAAGGACAGGAAGAUGCCUCCUUAACCAGAUCUGCAACUGUGGGAGGAGAAACUUCAUACAACGCAGAAACAAAUGAUGGGUCUCAAAGUUUAAUCCAGAUGUGUUCUCCCCUUCCUGAGAUACCUCAGAAUGAAAAUGCAGCUGAGUCCUGGGAGACGUUAGAAGAGGACUUGAUUCAGCUCAGCCAGUUGGUGACUGACUUUUCUGUGUUAGUCAGUUCUCAGCAGGAGAAGAUUGACAGGAUUGAAGACCACGUCAACAGUGCUGCUGCGAAUACAGAGGAGGGAACCAAAAACCUGGCCAAGGCUGCAAAAUACAAGCUGGCAGCUCUGCCUGUGGCAGGUGCAGUCAUUGGAGGAGUGGUGGGGGGUCCUAUUGGUCUCCUUGCAGGCUUCAAAGUGGCAGGAAUUGCAGCUGCACUUGGUGGUGGGAUUUUGGGUUUCACAGGUGGAAAACUGAUACAAAGAAGAAAACAGAAACAGAUCGAGCUGGUCUCUUGCAGCUGUCCAGAGCUUUCUUGCCAAAGUGCCAAAAAAUCCAGCUGAAGUAUAGACUCAUUACAAGGAACAGAAGUACAGUAGCUGUGCUAAUGACAGACUUGCAGCCUCCUGCUUUAGAUUUGAGGCUGAGGUGUGAAUUCUGCAGCAGUACAGUUACGUGGGAAGGGUGAAACAGUAAUGUCAGAAUUUUGGAGCUUUCUGUUUUCAGAUGUGAUAAGUGACUUUCAAUCUUUUAACUCUUAAGAACUAUAGGGUAACUUUUAAUGAUAAAAUUCUUAAAGGAGAUAUGUGAACAGCUGACGGGUGACAGGUGCUUCGAGCCAAAUUUGCACAAAAUACCUUUCAGAUAAGGAGAUUUAGAAAACUAGUGCUUUCUCAUGAACACCCUCCCCAGAAGCCAGAGCUUGUAUUAUAUUAUUAAAGUAAUUGUUGUAUAUUAUUCUAAACUCCUGUCCUCCUGAGGCAGGAAGAUAAGCUCCCAUCUAUCCUUUAUGUUCAGGGCACUUUAAAAUCUCCUCUCCGUUAUCUGGAUUCCCAAACUCCUCCUGUGUAUACCACCAGGACACAGGGAAGCACUGUUUUCCAUAGAGUAAGGUUAAAACACUGGGUGAGUAAUGUGGAAAAACAUAUGUAUAUCCAGCAUCUGUCUGCAUCAGCCAGCUCAGAUCAGCAUCUUUUAUUUAUUUUAUUUUGUGUACUCCUCAGUUAUUCAAACCAUAGUUAAGACUUAAAUAGCCUAAGAAGCAGCACUGGGGGAAAGAGUCAUUUUCCAUGGCUCUUCAGCUCCUUGUCUCAAGAACGUUGCUCAGAAUGAAGUGCCAAACUCCAGCACUCUGAGCCAGGAGCCUCAGCUGCCUUUAGGAGUGCUCAGGGCCAGCUGCUGCCCUCGCUUCUCCUGUCCUGGCACCAGCAGUGCCAUAGAGGGAGAGCUUUGCUGGAGGUGUGCUUCUUCCAUGGCCUUUAUUCAGGGGUGGGUAUCUUUUAUACCAAGGGUGGAUGGAGAAGCAGCAAGUCCUGGUGAGAAAUGUGUUCAGUGGGGCAGCACUGAGACUUGUGCUCUGUUCCCCCUGUAAGGCUGCCUCUGGGCCUUUUCAGUGGAGAUUUUGGGGCGUGUUGUUAGAACUUCCUCUAGCUUUUUACAGAAAUAUUCUGCCUUCCUGAUUUCAGUGCUUCAGAAGCCAUUUGCUUCUGUAACCUCUGCUGUUGCACACCAGAGUGCUAAUGCUUUUAUUUUUGCAUUGUCUUACUGUUAUGCAUGUAGUCCUACCUCCAUCUUUUGAGAAUGGUUCCCACACUAUUGCUGCUGCUGGUUGGGGGAACAGAAGUUGGAGCUGGGGGGCUGCUGCUUUAAGUUUCACACUGUUCAGCUCCUCCUGAGCUCUGUGGGAUUAGUCCAGUCCGGUUCUAAUAGUCACACACCUUUGCUCUCAGGCUCCCUGGCAGGGAAUGCUGGAUACAGAAGCAACCUGCAUACAGAGAGCUCCCUUUUGUUAACCAUGAAAAGAACCAUCUGCUAAUGACAGAUGAUAGGUUUUUGUGCCUAGAGACACAGUAAGCAACUGUUAAUUACAGCACAAGCAUCUUUUUCUGAACAGUUCUUCCAUACUACUUUUACAGUGCGAUUGGAAUUGCUAUCAGCCAGAGCAACGCAUCUGUUUUAAGUAGGGCUGAGGCUUAGGGAAGCAACGUGUACGAGAACAGUUCUCACAAGUAAUCAUGAACAUUGUCAACACUGUGUGUGCUGAAGCCACAGUGCCUACGUCUGUAAAAUCAGCAGGAGUGGGAAAUGCGAGCCGGGUAAUUCAGCACGUUUCCUCCUGUCAUGCAAAAAACUUCUUCUUUAAAUGCACCUACUUUGGAUGUAAAUAUAUCCAAUGAGUUUGUAACAGCUUCAUGUGAAGGCUGUUAAUUCCAGUGACUGGUGAUUUCUACAUUUAAAGAAAGCAACCAAGGAAGAAGUGCUUAAAUGGAAACUGGCCGGAUCUGCUUUCCUACUAUCUGAUUCUGAGCCCCAUGCAUUAAAUGGCAGCAGACACCGCAGGACCUCCUCGCUCCCCCUAAGGCUGGGACAAUCCACACCACCAAAUGGAACUUCUGCCACUGCUCAGCCAGGGUCAGCUUCCCCCAUGCUCUCUUCAUAAAGCAUCUCACACAAGGACUGUUCUUCCUUGAGGCUUUAAGGAAGCAAUUUCAAACCACUGUGCACACACUAAAUGUGGGGGGCUAUUACUUAAGCUAUGAUUUUAUUUUAUUUUUUAAAUGGAUGAGUUACGUACAUGAGCAAAAAAAUACAGGCACCUGAGUAAGUACACUGCAUUCAGAUUGGUAAGCAGAUUGGUUAGAAGAUAUGUAAGCUAUACAUAAUGCUUCCUGACCAAACCAAAGUUUUUGCUCAUCUGCAUAGAACUGAUUUAGAAUGUCAGAUUUUAUUCCCUUUUUGACAUCAAAAAGUUCAGUCCUUCAAUAAAUCUGUUAUUAAAAUUAUUAUUAACACUAAAGAAUCCUGUAUUGAGUUACUAAACUACGUACUUCCACUGUAAAAUAUGAACAUUGACUGAAAUCAACACAAGUUCCCAAAGCAUUCCAGGCAUUUUAAGAACUGGUGCAGAUCUGGUACUUCAAACCAAUUGCUUUGAGAUCAAUGUGAGUUUGGAACAUUUUUGUUCUGUGUGGGGAUAAUGCUCCUGUUGUUUGAUAGCUUCCCAGGAGAGCCUUGGGGAGCGGUUUGCCAAGCACUAAGGGGCUGAAACCAAUGUUGUAGAUCAGAGUUUAUCAGAGUUUAAACACCUUAUUGCUCUACUGAGGUAAAUUCUUUGUAUCUUAUGAUACUUCAAGAGCUCAGCUGCUGCUGACCGUUGUGUUAGGCGUAACUAGACUUCUGCUGUUCAACACUGCUUGCAAAUAGAAAAAAAAUCACUUAAAAGUUCACACAUCUGUGAUCACCAAGAACCCAGGAGAAUCAGGUCCUACUCCAACAAACACACGAUGAUGUGACUUCAGCACGCACCUGUCAACUAACUGGCACACUGUGCAGGAAUUGUCCAGAGCUCCUGGAACAAGUCCUUGCUCAGAAGAGCAAACACAGCAUAAGAAAGGGGGCUGGAUGUGGGCUGGCGUAUCUGAUUUUCACAGGAAAAGCCAUUGGAUCACUGGACAUAGAAUGAGGCUCUAUCUCUCUCCAGCAAGAGAAACUCAAAUGUCACCCACCAAAUGUCAUAAGAUGAGCCCCUAUAGGCACCAUGCAAGAAUUCCAGCCUUAAAAACUACCCUGAUGACAGCUUUGGAUUCAAGCUGAAGGUGGCACGAUAGCUGCUAAAAAUGCUUGACUUGCUAUUAAACAGAAGACCUGGCUUUCUGAAACUUAAUGUAAACUCCAGAAUCACAAAACAGAUAAAAAAAAAACAAAAAAAUCCACAAGAGAAGAAACCCACCAACUUCACAACAGUCUUGCAGUGAGCUACCAGUUCUGCAUCUGCUCAGUUAGCUGCAGCUUAGCGCUGAGAGCACUAAACUGUGUCCUCUGCAGCUGGCUGUGGAUGCAGGUGCUCGACUGAGCAGACUGCUGGGAGCAGUGCUUGCACAGCUGCACAGCCCCACAUCACUCUUCUGUCACAGACCUGAGGAGCUGACCUGAGAGGAAAAGGAAUCCUGAGUAGUGAACUGCAGAAGUUGGGGCACUCACUGAAGUAAAUAGGAACCCACUGAGAACCACACGCCCAGAGAAGCAGCUUGCCUCUUUGGUGCCCCAAGUCACAGACUCGGAUGCUCACAGCAUGUGCUGUGCAAAUUAGAACUAAUUAGUCUCCAGCCAUGCCCCCUGAACUAACAGGUGUUUUUUGCAUCUUACUGUUUCUUUAUGUUCACCUCACCAAGCAGCUUUUACAGUUGUUGAGAUAAGUAUUAUGUAUUAGACACAACAGAAAAGCCCACAAGGAUAACAGUUCCUUCUUCAGAGCAAAAUUCAGAGUAACCAAUGAGGGAAAAGCCAUACAAGAGUAUCACAAUUUAGAAUGCUAACGCUUGCAUAGUCAUGGUGCUGUGUCUGCCCUACUCUUCUGCUCUGAAUUGUCUCUAACACUGUUGUUGU
Messenger RNA from Lagopus muta (rock ptarmigan), 5257 nucleotides. RefSeq names its product syntaxin 17 (gene STX17). Gene Ontology annotation, cellular component: plasma membrane; autophagosome membrane; SNARE complex. The coding region runs from base 310 to 1215 and encodes 301 amino acids. The transcript is spliced from 9 exons. Gene Ontology annotation, biological process: exocytosis; intracellular protein transport; vesicle fusion. NCBI's taxonomy places the organism in Eukaryota, Metazoa, Chordata, Aves, Galliformes, Phasianidae. Gene Ontology annotation, molecular function: SNARE binding; SNAP receptor activity. The record is from RefSeq and is a predicted model, not a curated record.